Molecule: messenger RNA, 237 nt
Organism: Cinara cedri
Lineage: Eukaryota; Metazoa; Arthropoda; Insecta; Hemiptera; Aphididae
Source: the annotation of a GenBank genome assembly
AUGGACUUCGACUAUUCCGCGACAAGCAGCAGUCCUUGCGGUGCCGACGAAGCCAUGAUGAGCCGGCCGUCGUACUGCACCAGUUGUCGUCGGAAAACGGAGCACGCCAAUCCGCCCUGCCUGUGCCUGCUGCGAAACGGCCGACCGGCGCACGUGUCGUACUGUUUUUUCUGCCACAAGAAGCGAAUCCGGUUCCUGCCGUUCGACUGGUUUCACGCGAAAACCGGCAAACGGUAA